GAAGGUCUAUUCGAGUAUCGUAGUGUAUCCAGUAUCGUGUCGCGAUCACUAUCGCUUGAGAAGCGUUUGACUGUUUGAGGGAGUGCUAAGCGUAGUGUAUUUACGUGUGCAUCCCAAAGGAUAGUACAAGCUUACAAGGCCUUGUUUCGUACAGAUUCCGAGGCGCUCAUAGGCUACGUACCGAGAUUAUGAACUGAGUGCAACACAUUGACAGAUUAUAACCUCCUGAAUAACGCCAAUCAAGAUCAAAUCUUCACAAUACAGUUACUUCAUAUACAAAUAAAUAGAUGCACGAUAUCGGUAUGAUAACUAAACCAAGACCACUGGAAGAAGGUGUGCCGGCUCUAGAAAUCAUAACACCCACUGGGAAGUUCAAUGUCACUUCACAUCCGAAGAUGGCGGUUCCACGAAUGGAUACGGAAGGCGAAGGCAUUGAGGACGAAGGAGAAUUGCUCAUUAAGAAACAAACAAGGGUGGGGCCCUAUCAGUUAGUUGAAAUACUCGGCACUGGUUCAACAGGU
Messenger RNA from Sphaeroforma arctica JP610, 521 nucleotides. RefSeq lists its product as hypothetical. The transcript has a single exon. The record is from RefSeq and is a predicted model, not a curated record. The annotation marks the transcript as partial. Lineage: Eukaryota; Ichthyosporea; Ichthyophonida.